This is a messenger RNA of Aptenodytes forsteri (emperor penguin), 393 nucleotides long. RefSeq names its product chromosome unknown C12orf73 homolog (gene CUNH12orf73). NCBI's taxonomy places the organism in Eukaryota, Metazoa, Chordata, Aves, Sphenisciformes, Spheniscidae. The transcript has 3 exons. Gene Ontology annotation, cellular component: mitochondrion. Gene Ontology annotation, biological process: mitochondrial respiratory chain complex III assembly. The record is from RefSeq and is a predicted model, not a curated record. Bases 1 to 225 code for a protein of 74 amino acids.
AUGAACAAGUCCUCUAACCACACGCAUGCUGGCCAUGCCCGCCCCGCCGGCGUGCCUUGGCCCCCUGAAGACGUGCUGGCCAUGUUCGCCGGCGCCGAGGUCGUGCACAGGUACUACAGGCCUGACCUUAGUAUACCUGAAAUACCUCCUAAGCCUGGAGAACUGAAAACAGAACUGUUGGGUCUAAAAGCAAGAUCAAGCAAAGUUCAAACUUCACAACAGUGAGCAGAAUUUACUUACGUUGUGAAAACUAGAACUGACAAAAUAUUUGUUCAACUGUCUCAACUGCAGAAAUCCACAUGUGAAAUACUGGACUCCCUUAAUGCUUUUUUUUGUUUCCUUUAAGCAGCGUUACAGGCGGCAUUAAAAAUAAAUGUACGAUGAAUACUGUUG